Messenger RNA from Cydia pomonella (codling moth), 2790 nucleotides. RefSeq names its product protein henna. Gene Ontology annotation, biological process: L-tyrosine biosynthetic process; L-phenylalanine catabolic process. Lineage: Eukaryota; Metazoa; Arthropoda; Insecta; Lepidoptera; Tortricidae. Gene Ontology annotation, molecular function: iron ion binding; phenylalanine 4-monooxygenase activity. The transcript is spliced from 6 exons. The record is from RefSeq and is a predicted model, not a curated record. Bases 87 to 1460 code for a protein of 457 amino acids.
ACAUAAAAGCUGCGCGCGAGUGCUAGCCGGUUGUUUACGUAGCAGCUCGCGAGGGAACACUUACGCUCGCACAAUACACUUUCAAAAUGGAGGUAUCCAAAGCUCCCCAAAAUCAAGACAAUCUGUCUUCUUCGCCGCCAGACAAGCCAAAAUUGAUGCACGGUGGAAACUACAUAAAGGAGGGUCGUGAUUCCGCGAAAUCUACGUGGUUAUUGUUUUCGGCUGAAUCACCCGACCAAGCUGGUUGCUUGGCCAAGUUUUUAAGCAUUUUUUCUUCACAUGGGGUGAACCUCAGCCAUAUUGAGUCCCGGUCUUCGGCCAGGCGCCCGGGGUACGAGUUCAUGGUGGAGUGUGAACAUGGCACCGGCGAUUUUGGGGCUGCCUUAGAAGACCUCAAAAAGAACGUUGGAUACCUUAACAUCAUUUCCAGAAAUUACAAGGACAAUAGAUCUGCCGUGCCGUGGUUUCCCAGACGUAUUCGUGACUUGGACAGAUUCGCCAACCAAAUUCUUUCGUACGGCUCGGAGUUAGACGCAGAUCACCCAGGCUUUACGGACCCCGAGUACCGCGCGCGGCGCAAGUACUUCGCAGACAUCGCUUACAACUACCGGCACGGUCAGCCGCUACCGCACGUCAACUACAGCCCGCAGGAGAUCGCCACUUGGGGCGUGGUAUUCAGGAAGCUCACUGAGCUCUAUCCGACGCAUGCUUGCAAGGAGCACAACCACGUGUUUCCUUUGCUGAUUGAGAACUGCGGAUAUAGAGAAGAUAACAUUCCUCAAUUGGAGGAUGUAUCUAAUUUCCUAAAAGACUGCACCGGCUUCACCCUGCGGCCAGUGGCGGGGCUGCUGUCGUCGCGCGACUUCCUCGCGGGGCUGGCGUUCCGCGUGUUUCACAGCACGCAGUACAUCCGCCACCACUCGCGGCCACUCUACACGCCGGAGCCCGACGUCUGCCACGAGUUGCUCGGUCACGCCCCGCUAUUUGCUGAUCCUGCCUUCGCUCAGUUCUCGCAAGAAAUCGGCUUGGCCUCUCUCGGAGCUCCAGAUGACUUCAUCGAGCGAUUAGCCACCUGCUUCUGGUUUACCGUGGAGUUCGGUCUGUGCCGACAAGAAGGCAAGCUAAAGGCGUUCGGGGCAGGGCUGUUGUCGUCGUUUGGCGAGUUGCAGUACUGCUUGUCGGGCAAGCCGGAGCUGCGCGACUUCGAGCCCGAGGUCACCGGCGAGGAAAAGUACCCCAUCACGGAGUACCAGCCCGUCUACUUUGUAGCUAACAGCUUCGAAGAUGCCAAGGAAAAAAUGAUUAAAUACGCGUCCACGAUUCCACGUGAUUUCGGAGUCCGAUACAACCCGUACACGCAGAGCAUAGACAUCCUGGACUCGGUGCGGCAGAUGAAGGACCUGCUGCGCGGCAUCCACCAGGACAUGGAAAUGUUGCUUAAUACUAUGGAAAAGUUAUAAGUGCUCUUUGUAUAAUUUAAGAUUAGCGUUACGUAUAGCUAUUUAAUUAUCAGAAUUGUAUAGUUAAUGUUUUGUAUGAAGUAAUGUAAGGUUUAAAUAAAACCGGCCAAGAGUAUGUCGGGCCAUGCUCAGUGUAGGGUUCCGUAGUUACUCUUCCGUCACAAUAAGAUUGUUAACCAAGGUAUAAAACGGUACCUUUCACAUACGGUAAAUUUGCAUAAUCAGUACCCUAAAAAAAUUAAAUUUUUAGAUUUUAUUGUACGACUUUGUCGGCUUUAUUGAUUUAUAUGCCAAAUUUCAUCUUUCUAGCACUAACGACCACGGAGCAAAGCCUCGGACAGACAGACUGACGGACAUGGCGAAACUAUAAGCGUUCCUAGUUGACUACGGAACCCUAAAAAGGAAGAAAUGGUUAAGCGUCAAUAGUUUACACGUAUAGAUAAAAGACUGUAAAUACUAUACUUGAGUAUGUUUAUUCCUAUGAAACUAUGAAAAGAAGUCUUCAUCUACCCGCUGGUUAUAUUUACUUAUAUACCUACUUACGUAUUACGUCAUUAUCUUGUGAAUGUGUGAAAACGUACAGUAUAUUUAUAAAAAAUCUUGCCAUUCCAAAAUAGGGUUGCAAUGGCUCCUUCCGUUUUAAAAUCGGGGCAAGUACUAAGUAUAGCGUACCUAUAGAUAGUGCUCAACUGCAUUAAGUUUAAGUAUGCAGAGACCUAGGGAUAUUAGGGGUAUUUCAAAAAGUAUUUAAUUUUUUAUCAACAUAAUUAUAUUCAAUAAAUUUGUACAAGAUUAAGUCUUAAAGUACCUAGUACUCAUCAAGCAUGUAAUCUUACCACGACGAAAAGUUGAAUCGCGUUCACAUAACAAACUAUAGACGACGUUAUACAUUGACGUUUUUUGAUAAAUGACUAAGUAUCAUUAGCUAUUUACAUAAUUUAAACAUUAGGUAAUAAUAAAGUUGUUCUAUGAUAUUCGAUGGACAAUACAACUUACAAUAGUAGAUAUAAUUGACACCUAGAACUAGAAUUGCAGACUAAUCAGUUAGUGGAUUUACUUGUAAGUAUAAUUAAGGAACAUAUAUAAAUAACUCGGAAACUAGAACGAUGGCAUUGGCACUUGGUUAUUACUGAGCAAGGCUAAUUCGCAAAAAAUACUUUGAUGGAGCAUUAGGGUUUGUUAAUCUAAGUCCCUAUAUUUAGAUCAAGAUCUGUUUUAUAAAACAGGUAGUUAUCUUGUAAGAAUGUAUGUCAUAUUAUGGGAUACUGUUGUAAGUAAUGACUUUAGUGACCAUUACAUGAGUAAUAAAUAAAAAUAUUUUAUAUUUUAA